Molecule: messenger RNA, 3317 nt
Organism: Melanaphis sacchari
Lineage: Eukaryota; Metazoa; Arthropoda; Insecta; Hemiptera; Aphididae
Gene: cindr
Product: SH3 domain-containing kinase-binding protein 1
Exons: 11
Coding region: 793-2616 (607 amino acids)
Molecular function (GO): protein binding
Source: RefSeq, a predicted model, not a curated record
UCGCGCGCGCGCCAGUCAUUCGGUCGUCGUCGUCGGUCGUCAACGACUCCACAGAAGAAAAGGAGAAGAAAGUUAAACUUUUCUCAUCAAUCAUAACAUCGUCGUGGUCAUGUUUUUGACGGUGGACGCGUCACUCGUUCCUCGCUCGACGUCCGAAUAUUAUUAUUGAAUAACGAUAACUGUAAUAAUAUUAUAUUGAUCAACAAGCGCUCGGGGCCGUUCAACAGAAACGGGCGAAACGGUUUUUAAAAAUCGUAACUAUUUGACGAUUUAUCGAUAAAAAAAAAAAAUAAAACCCGUACGCAAUUUCGCGAUCGGCUAACGCCGCCGAGUGUCGAUCGCCGUCGUCGUCCACUUCGCGGGAAAGUCGUAUUGCCGGCGAUUGCGCGUGGCGGCGCCGAUAACGGCCAACGGGCCGUGAUAUAAACGCGCACGCACCGCGUACGACGGUGGCGGUCGGUCGGACUACGCGAAAGGCGAGAAUCUCCUCAGACUUAUCACUACGAUAACGAUAUAAUAUAUAUAUAUAUAUAUAUGAGGAAUAAAAUAAACAACAGUAAUAAUAAUAUUUACGGUGCAUAAUGUUAUGAUCUCAUCGCCGUGGCAAGACGUACACCUAUUGACUAGCAACACCGCGCCGCAAGCACCUCCCUAGAACGCACGUAGGUAGUCGUCUCUCGCGUGUUCGUUCGUUCGGUCGACGUCAUGACGUGCCAUCGUCACCACCGCCGAUGCGACGAUAGAUGAAAAACGCCAUCGGCCGUUGCGAUUUACAGCAGCCGACGACCAAACAUGGAAGCGGUGGCCCAAUUCGAUUACGCAGCACGCGAACCCGACGAAUUGACGUUAAAGAAGGGAGACGUCAUCACCGACGUCAAACCCAUGCCCGACGGAUGGAUGGAAGGACACAAGGAUGGCAAGAAAGGAAUGUUUCCUGACAACUUUGUUAAGAUUGUUCAUACUUCGGCUGGCGUCGUUUUGAGAAAAAAAAAUACAAGAAAGUGUAAGGUAUUGUUUAGUUACAAACCUGCAAACAGAGAUGAACUGGAGUUGAACAUAGACGAUGUAAUCGAAGUUCUUGGCGAAGUAGAGGAAGGUUGGUGGAAAGGAGAACUUAGAAAUGAAAUUGGUGUAUUUCCGUCUAACUAUGUUACUGAAAUAUCAGACACUAAGAGUAUCAGUAGAAGUGACUCCAAAACUUCUACUGGAUCCCUUAAUAAAGAAGAAAACAUUAAGAAAGAAAAAUCUGUUGUGGAACCAAUCAAAACCGCUGAUAAUAAUAUAGAAUCUAACGCUCCAGUUCUACCUCCAAAACCAGCUAAAGAAAUUUGUGUUGCACUCUUCCCUUACGAAGCCGUUAAUAGUGAUGAACUGUCGUUAGCUGAAGGUGAUAUAGUUACUAUUUUAUCACGUGAAGUUGAAGACAAAGGCUGGUGGAAAGGAGAGCUUAAAGGAAAAAUUGGUGUAUUUCCUGACAAUUUUGUUCAAAUAAUGAAUCAGGAUGAGUUGGCAACUAAAUCGGAAAAAACUGUGAAUAGUCCACGUAGCGGUACAACUGCUUCAUUACGUAAAGUUUUUCAGAGCCAAAUGGAAAACAAAUCUUUGGGACCAGUGGUGAGCAAAAAACCAGCUCUACCACCACCACCACCUACAACCAAAAAACCACCCUCCGCCAAAACUUCAACGUCUUCCUUGUCAAAAACUAUUAGUGGUAUUAAAUCUAUGUUGAAUUCUGAACAAAAUUCUACGGAUAAGACGAAACACAUAACAUCUGAAAUUGGUGAUUCUAAACAAUACGGCUCUAUAGCUGUUAAACGUUCAGAAUCUGUGGGUUCUAUGAAGAAAUCGUCUGAUUCACCAGAUGGAUCAAGUAUGAGUAGAUCAAUCUACCAUGUUACGCCAGAAUCGUCUCCUACAUCAUUAGUGUUCACAAAUCAUGAUAAUAGUUCUCCUGAGCCCAAGAGUCCUGAUUUUGAUCAAAUCGAAAGAACUGCCAUGCUUAGUCACCCAACCGCAUCUCGAGCUAAAGCACCUAGAAGAAGACCACCGUCUGCAGCUUUUAAUGUUCCCAGUGAGGAUGAUCCAUCAUUGGAUCCUCCACCAAUAAAUGGUAUACCUGGUGUGGAUAAAGAAAAAGCCCCGUGGGUUCAAGAAUUGAAGAUGAAUCAGGCAAAGAAAUCAUCAAUCACUAAUUCUGUGAUAGGUGGCGGUAGAACUCGAGUGAUGAUCAAUCCAUCUACAACCACUAUAACAUCAGAGAGUUCAGAAACCACAACAGUUACAUCCAGAUCAGGAUUGACUGCAGUAGGCUUGGGUGGUGUUGUUUUUAAGCCUCCUGGUUAUGUACCACCUCUUACAACACCUGAAUCAGUAACAGUUACCACACCAACUAGUCCUGUUGUACCUAUAACAGCUGAUUUUAAUCUGUCGACACCAUCAAUAGAGGGAAAUUUAAUAACAGUGUUAAAUGAAAAGGUCAAACAAUUGGAAUCCACCGUUCAACUGCAAAACAGUUUACUUGACAAAUUGUCGACAAAGUUGGAAGUGGAGAUUGCAAAACGUAUAGAGAUUGAGAAGGAAAUGAAAAAAAUUAUGGAACUCGUUACAAGAGUAUGAUUUGGAUAACAGUAUUUCCAUAUAAAUUAAUAGUUAUAAUAAUGAAAAGAUAAUCAAACAAGUACUUAAGACCAUUACCAAUUUGUUGUUUAUAAUUUAUUUAUUUAACAUGUAACUUUGCAUUGAAUAUCAUUAUUAUGUUUAGUGUAUGUACAUUUUUAAUCAAUUAGUAUUGAUAUUUGAAAUGUAUUCUAAGAGUCAAUGCCAGAACUCUAAUCUCAAUUCUGUGUUUUGUCUCUUAAAAAAUUAGUAUUAAUUAUUAUCUUUUGUGUAAACCUAUACACAUUAAACCCAUGUCCCUUGCAUAUAAUUUAUUUAUCUUUUAUUCUUCUAGUCCUUAGAGUCAAAUUUUUCAUCAUCUUUGUUAGCAUUUUUAAUUAAGUAUUAUUGUAUUUUAAUCAUUCCUUGAAUUUUAGUUCAUUUUGAACACCAAAUGUGAUAAAUAGUGGCAUUUCAGACAGUUAAUAGUUAAUUCAGUUUUCACACUUUACCUCUUAGUUCUAAAAAAAAAAAACACUUAAAAACAAAAUUCUAAAUUAUUGGGUAAUCAAUUCAAUUUGUAUUCUAUUUUAAUAUCUUGAAACAAGCACACAAAUAUAAGUUAAAUUUUCAGUUGUACAGGUGCCACCCAAGUUUAUUUUCUAAACAAAUUUUUAAGUGAUUUUUAGGUUUACUUAUUUUUAACAUUCCUUAGGGUUACA